ACAGAGAGAAGAGGACGCGGACGACACCUGGCAACAAUACGUGUAACAAAAGGAAGUACGCACAGCAAAUGUUAGCGCGUUAAAUAGAGAGAGAUUAACCAAGAAAUACUUUAUUCACCCGUCUCCGUUUUCUCAUGAGAAAUAUUUCCACCGCGUUCACGAAGAGGAACAAAGAGAAGUUCGGUCUGAAUCCCCUCAAGUUGUUGAGCCCCUCUCAUGGGCCUUUGGGGCCCAGGAAGAGGAUGCAUCGUGGAAUGGAUAAGGAUUUCCAGAUAUCAGCAAGGAAGAUGGGCACAUCCUUGCUUUUCCAGCUGUCGGCUCAUGAAAGAGAGCUGGACUUAGUGUUCCUGGACCACAGCUAUGCCAAGCCGUGGAAUGCCCACCCAGAUGCCAGCAGUGCCCGGCCCACAAGGACACUGUUUGUCACCCCCCGUCGCCAACCCGAAGCCUUGUCAGAAUGUGAUUCUCUACUUGAUGUGGAAACAGUCAGACCAAAACCGACUCCUCUAUAUGACAACCACAAAGCUCUGAGUGUAAUGAAGGAGUGUGAGCGGCAUGUCCUGUUCGCUCGCACUGUUGCUGAGAGCCCUCCACCCCCCGAUGACUGGGAGGAACAUUUGAACAAGACUGGAUGGUCAGUGGCCCAGAACAAACUGUUCAAUAAAGUCCUGAAAGCUCUACACGCUGAACGACUCGCUCGUCUGGCCAAUGACAAUCUUUCCAAUGAGCCAAUUCUGCGGAGGAUAGCCGUGGAUAAGUGUGCCAGAAAGGUGCGGCAUUCGUUAGCCAGUGUAAACUGGGACACCAAACUGACGCAGUGGUUGCACACCACCAUGAUCGAGUCCUUAAGCCUUGCCAUGCUCGCUGCUUACCUGGAUGUGCUGCAGACUCUCAAAAGCAAGUUGCCGUUGCUGAUUGACAGGAUGUUGAUGCCUUCGGCAAAGACUGGAGCUCCCAGUGCAGAGGCUCUGUCACUGCUGCUGAAACGGCCGUGGGACCCUGCUGUUGGAGUUCUGUCUCAAAACAAACCGAGCAAGCUUCCUGGAUCCCCGCUCAUCCUAAUGGCACCAUCAAGCCCAACCUAUCCUGCCCUCUCUACCUCGCGACGGAUGCGAUUCUGGCAAUCACAGCUCUCCUGUUUAGGAAAGGUCAUACCAGUGAACACUCAUGUAAACAGUGGCGCAAAUAUUGGCAUCACCCAGUGUCUGGAGCACAUGUUGGGUACUGUCAGAGCCAAGGUCAUGGAGGUUCACAGUCACUUCCCCCACAAACCCAUUAUUCUGGUUGGCUGGAACGCGGGUGCUCUUAUCGCUUGUCACGUAUCCCUUAUGGAGUAUCUGACUGGCGUGGUGUGUCUUGGCUUCCCCCUGCUAACAGUCAAUGGGCCAAGAGGGGAUGUUGAUGAUCCACUGUUGGACAUGAAGACUCCAGUGUUGUUUGUGGUCGGCCAGAACGCAUUGCAGUGCAGUAACGAAGGUAUGGAGGAGUUCAGAGAGAAGCUGAGGGCAGACAACAGCAUGGUGGUGGUCGGAGGAGCUGACGACAACCUCAGAAUCAAUUCAGCAAAGAUGAGAACAGAGGGACUGACGCAGACCAUGGUGGAUCGCUGCAUUCAGGAUGAGAUUGCUGACUUCUUGUCAGGCGUCCUCACGAGGGCAGAGGGCCACGGUCAUGGCUCGGGAGAGAUGAGGGACCUGGACACAGAGAAGAAGAAAAGGCCUCGACGGGAGCUUCCCUUUGACAUGGAGAGAGGACGCCCCUCCUCCCCUGCGCUUAGACUUCCCAUCUCACCAUCAGGUUCAGAGGAUCUGUCUAGCGUGUGUAGCAGCCCCACCUCAAGUCCCAAACCAAAGACGUCAGGUCUGUCUCCAGCACAGAAGUCCAGUCUGAUUACAGCGACACAGCUCCUCAAGACACACAUGCAGCGCUCUGGCACAGUCCUCACUCACAAGCAGGCUCAAGUGCCAGUGACCAGUGAUCAGAUGGAGGGCCUUGACCGAGAUGAGCCGAGGUCCCAUGGCAAGAGGAGGCAGACGCCGAGCCCCACACCAAGCAAAGCAUCCAAGAGAGCGAAGAUCAAGGUGACCAUUGUUUCCCAAAGCGAGUCAGCAGGGGGCGCCACCAGUCAUGCUGCACAGGAAGCGAGUGUCUCUGGGAAGCCCUUAACAAUGACAGUGGGACAGACUGUGGCUGGAGCCAAGGAACUCUCAGGACUUCUCACAGGCCAGCGGUCUGGUAGUCUCUCAGAAGUGUCUGGUGCCCUGUCCCCAGGCUCCAGCUCAUUCAGCAGCGUGCAGCCUUGCAUGGUGUCAGGGUCGUCCACACCAGUCCAGGCGCAAGCUCCGGCUACUGCCCAAGCGCCUUCCGCCAGCAGUCUGCUUCAAGGCCUAAGUUUCAGUCUUCAGGAGAUCAUCACCAAAGUUCCUAGUCUGUCGUCCACAGCAGCCAACACAGGCAGCAGCCAGGUGGCUUGUGGGAAGCCCCAGGGUCAGGUCCUGAGCUCUGUCGGUACCAGCAGCAGCACUCUGCUCCGAGCGGUGCCUGUGGUCACCACAGGGGGAGUGGCUAAAACCACCGCCAUUCACCAGCUGCUCACCAAUGGUGGGCUUGCCAAACUUGCCAGCAGCUUGCCCGGCUUGGCACACAUCACCAAUCAGACCGCUGGUAUGUCUCGAACUGCCAAAACCCGACGGCCACGUUGAAUGCCCAGGGUUCAUUCAUCCUUUGUUUUGGAAACACUAGAUCAGGACGUCUGUAGGUCAGGGAGAAAUGUGGUGGUAAAAGUAGAGGACAGUUCUGUCGACCUGUGUGUGAAGAUAUGUUCCUUUAAGAGCCUGACUGCAGUUUGCUGAGUCAGAUGAACAGCCAUACAGCGUCUGAAUACAGACCAGCAACAUGCAACGUAUUGAGUUCAUGUUUAGAGCAUUAUGGUCAAUGUAAGGUCAGAUUUUCCAUCUUAUGUUUGGCACAUGUAGAAACUGAUGUAAAUGUAAAAUAUAAAUGUAUGAGACGAUUUGAUACAGAAGAAUUGUGAAUAAUUUCAAAUAAAUGUCGGUAAAGUUGACCAAACUGCUUUUGUUUGUUCAAGCUGUCAUUUCAUGUGUGUGUUUAUUUAGUUUGCCUCUUCAUGUUGUAACAUUUUGAAAACCCUUUCAUUUAAUCACCUGCUUAUAAUAUCCAUAAAUAAGACCUCUGACAGAGAAGUGUUGAAAGCAAUAACAGUAUAUUGCAUGACCCAAGAUCUGUUAUUGUUGUCACAAUAAAGACUGGAAUCAAACUCA
Messenger RNA from Limanda limanda (common dab), 3281 nucleotides. It is a transcript of the gene kansl3, whose product is annotated as KAT8 regulatory NSL complex subunit 3. Gene Ontology annotation, biological process: positive regulation of transcription by RNA polymerase II. Bases 135 to 2702 code for a protein of 855 amino acids. Lineage: Eukaryota; Metazoa; Chordata; Actinopteri; Pleuronectiformes; Pleuronectidae. The transcript is spliced from 19 exons. The record is from RefSeq and is a predicted model, not a curated record. Gene Ontology annotation, cellular component: NSL complex.